Molecule: messenger RNA, 1443 nt
Organism: Ostrea edulis (European flat oyster)
Lineage: Eukaryota; Metazoa; Mollusca; Bivalvia; Ostreida; Ostreidae
Product: cdc42 homolog
Exons: 4
Coding region: 588-1193 (201 amino acids)
Biological process (GO): small GTPase-mediated signal transduction
Molecular function (GO): GTP binding; GTPase activity
Source: RefSeq, a predicted model, not a curated record
AAUACUACCAGAAAUCAGUGUGUGUUAAUACUACCACAAAUCAGUGUGUGUGUUAAUACUAUCAGAGAUCAGUGUGUGUUAAUACUACCAGAGAUCAGUGUGUGUUAAUACUAUCAGAAAUCAGUGUGUGUUAAUAUUAUCAGAAAUCAGUGUGUGUUAAUACUAUCAGAGAUCAGUGUGUGUUAAUACUACUAGAAAUCAGUGUAUGUUAAUACUACCAGAUGAACCGCAUAAAUCUCUAAUAAGAACAAAGACAAUACAGCUAUGAUACACAUAAUGUAAUUGUAUGCCCCUUUAUUUGACAAUGAGGGAUUACAUACAAAACGUUAAUUUUAUGAGUACUUUUGCUGAUUUGCGCCACGAUUUAUCGAACAUGACGCAAUUUUCUAAAGUAACAAAAACAACUGAAAAACAGAUAGGAAACUUUUUUCGCGGAAAUUGUCAUUUUAGUCUGGCGCAGCAGCCAAUCGUUGGUCUCCCUGCGUUCUCCAUCCCUUUCCUGUAUGUGCGAUUGUCACCAGCUUUGCCGACCUUGUGUUAGUGAGUGAAGCAUGUAGAGGUGAACUAGUGUUAGAAAAAGGAUCAGCAUGAAACAAAAAUAUACUUUCUGGGACAAAUUGAGUCUGAAGUGUGUUCUGGUGGGAGAUACGAAUGUCGGCAAGUCGAGCUUAGCUGCCAGGAUAUCAUCGAGGACUUUUAAAACGGACUAUUCUCCAACUCUAUUUGACAAUUAUUCAGCCACUGUUUCUGUUCACGGAAUUCCGUAUCAUCUGAAUCUCUUCGAUACCGCCGGGAAGGAGGAUUUCAGUAAAGUGAGAGUGAUGUCAUACAUAAACAGCGACGUGUUUUUAGUUUGUUUUUCAAUUGAUGACAUCAAAUCCCUGGUUCAUGCUCAGGAAUCAUGGGUACCGGAAUUACGUCAGCAUUUACCCAACACACCUUUCAUAUUAGUUGGAACGAAAUUGGAUGUACGAUUUCAACAACCCGAUAUUCAGGUUGUCAACAGUUCCAAGGUCUCACCAAAGCAGGGAAACGAGGUGGCUUCUGCGGUGGGGGCAUUCAGUUAUGUGGAGGUAUCCUCCUUGAGUGAGGAUGGUGUACACGAUUUAAUAAACGAGAUAGUAGCGGCCGCCAAAACGGACUGGGAAAAUAAGUGUACACAGAAAAAGACAUGCCCUUGUGUGAUUAUCUGAGAUUGCUCUGGAAAAUUAAUAUCCCGGUGCUGUUUCAAUUGUUUCUUAUGUGACUACCCAAAGUCAUUCCACUGUUUGCCUGAGGAGGUCGCCUGUGUUGUUCAGGAUUUGCCGCUUUUGUCUAUCAGUUCAAACGAUGUGACUGGAAAAGUGAUGUGUGUUUGUUACAUUGUAAACAUUCUGUUUGUUUUAAAUAUGUUACUGUUUUUACAUUUUUAUUAGUUUUAUAUUAAAGAGAGAAAUACAUGAA